This is a messenger RNA of Callorhinus ursinus (northern fur seal), 2145 nucleotides long. Lineage: Eukaryota; Metazoa; Chordata; Mammalia; Carnivora; Otariidae. The record is from RefSeq and is a predicted model, not a curated record.
CUGCCGCCGCCAUUAGCCUCCGCCGUUCGCCCCGGGACGGCGUUGACUUGCCGAGCGCUGGGCCGGUGCCGCACCUUGGCCCUUUCGCGGGGAACGAGCCGGAAGGAGGAGGGAACUCACCCUCGCGUUGUGUAGCGGCCGUGACCCCCUGGAGCGGUGUGCCCUCCGCCGGCCGCCCGCUGGGCCGCGGCCUCUGCAGCCGCCCCCAUCCCCGCAGUCGCCAAGGGCGGCGCCCGGGUCGUGGUGCCUUUUACUCGGGGGACGCCGCGGUCCGCCGAGGUCGCCAGGGCGCGCAGAGCAGAGGUGUGCUCGCCCGCAGCGCCCCGCGAUGGCGGCGCCGCCGAGCGGCCGGGCCCAGAUAUCUGUGACCUUCGAUGAUGUGGCCGUGACUUUUACCCAGGAGGAGUGGGGGCAGCUGGACCCGGCCCAGAGGACCCUGUACCAGGAGGUGAUGCUGGAAAACUGUGGCCUUCUGGUGUCUCUGGGUCUUUUAGGCAGGUUCCCUCACAAAAGUCCCGGGACGCCGCCAGACAACAGGAGCAGCAGAUCCCCUCAUUCAGCCAUCCUGGAAUAGAGCUUUCUAAAGUUGCGUACCUCUAACUAUUGGUGAUUGAGGAAUGCCACUUGCAGGUUGGUAGAGACUAGUUUUUCAACCUUCCUUUGAUGCCAGAAUCAUCUGGGGAGGUUUUAAAAUCUACCGAUAUCCAGGCCUCACCUGCAGAGAUUUCCUUUCCAUUGGAUGUGAACCCAACAUGCCAGGAGGGGUUGAUGCACGCAUGGUUGAGACUCACUUACUUGGAUUGAUUAGGAAACACUUUCUGGAAGGAGGAAGUCAUAUUCCCUGGGAUUCUGUGUGCUGGAAGCCAAAGAGAAUAGGUGCUGUCUACACAGCCAGCACUACUGUCUAAAGUCUUUGGAUCCCAGCAGUGGUGUUUGUGCCUAUUUCCAGGUGACAGGUUGGUAUUUUGUUAGUGUGGAUGGGAGCAACUUCUUUCCGAGGUCAUUUCCGCAUCCUGAAGUCCCAGAAUAGAUUGAGACGUUUUCUUUCUUUUCACAGAAACCCUAGUGUCUUCUUUCCUUCUCUGUGAACAGGGUGUCCUGUUCCUAGACCUGAGCUGAUCUACCAGCUGGAGCACGGGCAGGAGCUGUGGACGUGGAAGAGACACCUGUCUCAAAGCGCCUAUCCAGGUAGGAGCCAAGAUGUGGGCAGGUGGGAGACCCUGCAGGCUCGAGACCAGGAGGAGACCACUGGCCCUGGUUCCCUGGGGAAGCUUCUUGUUCUGGCCUCUCUGGGGGUUUGGAAGGCACGGAGCCCUUUGACCCGAAGUCAGCAUGCCUGGCAAGGUACCCAGAAUGUUGCUCACUCCUUCCACCUCCCAAGUUUCAGUGAAUGGUCCUGCCACCCAAGCAGGUUAGAGACUGGGUACGGCCUCAGAGAAUCCUCACACCGCCGCCUCCCUCAGUCCCCGCAUCCGGCCAUGCCCCAGUCCUGUGCGCUUCACAUCUUGUACAUCUCCUGAAUCCCGUCACUUGCACCACCUUCCUCAGACCCGUCCCCAAGCUCAGUGCACGCUCCCAUCCUCUUUUCUCUGGGGGAUGCUACUAGUCUCCUCACCGGCCUCUGUAUCUGCUGGUGCCUCUAGUCAGCUCUGUGUCCUGCAUGAGCUACUCCAGGAGCUCAGACUUUGUUCCAGGUGGUUACCACUUCCCCAGCCCUGGAUGUCUCAGCAUAUGACCCCUGAGGUGUCAGCGGGUCUUUGCGUUGAAAGUAAAGUCCGCCUCCUCCAUUGCUUGAUCCUCGACCCUACCGCACUUGCUCAGGCUCCGGUGUCUGCAGCUUCCCCUUCCAUCUUGAGGGAGAGGUCUUGCCUCUGGCCCUGGCCAGUUCCUGAACCAGAGUCUAGAGCACACCUUUUCAGGAAGAUGUUUUCUUCAUUCAUAUUGUUUGUUUUGUAAUGUAAUGUCAUCCUUUCUCUACUCAACAUAAAAAUAGACUCAAAUUCCUUUAGCUGAAGAAAAUCAAUAAAUACCUGUCUCACAUCAUAUUCAUCUACUCUGUGUACAUUCAGUUAUUCACAUGUUUUGACUCUCAUACGUGGUGCUGCCAGGAGCAGUCCUGUAUCAGUCAUCUUGCACAUGAUUACG